Anoplophora glabripennis (Asian longhorned beetle) is the source of this 4718-nucleotide messenger RNA. It is a transcript of the gene br, whose product is annotated as broad-complex core protein. Gene Ontology annotation, cellular component: nucleus. The record is from RefSeq and is a predicted model, not a curated record. The transcript has 7 exons. Gene Ontology annotation, biological process: regulation of transcription by RNA polymerase II. Bases 297 to 1712 code for a protein of 471 amino acids. Gene Ontology annotation, molecular function: protein binding. NCBI's taxonomy places the organism in Eukaryota, Metazoa, Arthropoda, Insecta, Coleoptera, Cerambycidae.
UGUCCCAAUAAAGAAUAAGCGGGCCUUCGUCAUUUUUUGCGCGCUUGAAUUUUUAAUAUUCGCCCGAAUGUCGUGAUGUACUGACGGUCGGUGUGCCAUAGUUUGCGGAGUGACUCUCAACUGUUCAAACAGUUCGUAUUUGGCGGGUUUUUUUUCUAAGUGUGCCUUCCCGGAAAGCUGACAUCUGUGCAUCGCGACGACAAAAAUGUUCCUCUAACAAAAAAAAUGGAUCCAUCGAAAAAAACAAAAACAUUUCAAUGACUGCUACCGAUUCUCUCAGGUGAAUAUUUUUUACGAUGGUAGAUACACAACAUUUCUGUCUGCGUUGGAACAAUUAUCAAAGCAGUAUCACAUCGGCUUUCGAGAACCUCCGUGAUGAUGAGGACUUUGUUGAUGUGACGUUAGCAUGUGACGGGAAGAGUUUGAAGGCACACCGAGUGGUCCUGUCUGCUUGCAGCCCUUACUUUCGAGAGUUACUUAAGUCUACGCCCUGCAAACACCCUGUGAUAGUGCUACAAGAUGUCGCGUGGACGGACCUCCACGCCCUGGUGGAGUUCAUCUACCACGGCGAAGUUAACGUACACCAGCGCUCCCUAUCCUCGUUCCUCAAGACGGCGGAAGUUCUCAGAGUCAGCGGACUCACACAACAGCACGGCGACGGCCGUGAUCAGUUGGCCCAAGUACAAAGUAUGGUUAGAUCUCAGCAGCAGCAGCAGCAGCAGCAGCAGCAGCAGCAGCAGCAACAACAGCAAUCAACGCCUUUGUCGAACCACCACCCCAGCUUCACCGAAAAGUUAGUAGAGGACGCCCUGUUCACGUCGCCGUCGUCGCCGCCGCACGGCGCGACGGUCAACCAGCUGCUGAGGCGGGCGGCCAUGCAGUACAGGCGGGAGCGGAGGAUAUCCUCGGACCCGGACAGCGAACACAAGAGGGCCAGAUCGGAACACAUCAUAGGAAACAACAACAAUAACGAAUUGAACUUGUCGCACACGCAGCCCCCGCAGACGCAGCCGGCGGACUUCUCUCCCAGCGCCAUGAAGAAUAGUGCACUUAAUCUUAAUCUGAAUUCCACGAUGAAGAGUGACCCAGAAGGUAACGGCAUCAGCAGUACAGAAAGGGAGAACUCGCCCUGCUCGCCAUCCCCCACGCUGCACUCUCGGUGUAACGAAAACAACGAGAGCAACGUUAAAAACGAACCAAUGGAGCUUAUAUGUAGUACAAAUCCAGAAGAGAACAGUAACGAGUCCACGGACGCAACAAAUGAUAACGGGCCUAACAACCUACCUCAGGGACCGCACUCGGGCAGUUCGGGGGGAGACCACGAGGACCACGACAGCACCAUAGGGCCGUACCUGACACCCUCGGAGAGCAAACUGUUCGCGACGGCCGCCGGCAGCUUCAAUUUCAGUAUGGCGGCCCUCGCCGCCGAUCCGACUGGUCUUGGAGGUCUGAAUCAAUCUCUGCAGGGAAGUGACAGCUUGGCAGGCACGUCGCAAGCGCGCCGCCUCAGUAUCCCCCUGCCGCUGAGUGCCAGCCACCGGUGCGACGUGUGUGGGAAGCUGCUUAGCACCAAGCUAACUCUGAAGCGCCACAAGGAACAGCAGCACCUCCAGCCGCUCAACAACGCUGUCUGUAGCCUGUGCCAGAAAGUGUUCCGGACUCUAAAUUCACUUAACAAUCACCGGAGUAUUUACCACAGGAGGCAGAAAUGAGACGGGAGACGUUGCCUUAAGCACCGCUCUUGCGUAGUAGUUCGGUGAACCACCACCACCCUGUUACGCCCCCGCUAACGAUGUGUCCGAGUUUCGUCAAGCAGUCGAAUCAUAAUGUUUAUAUUUAGACAGAUAUAUUGUAAUGUUUAUGGUACGUUGCAAAAAUAAUGGAGGCACGGCCGUCGGGGACUUUUACCUGGUUUUGGUGCUGACGCGAGUCGCGGGAGAUGUUGUGAUCGGGGAGGGGAAGCACAGCUUUUUAUCGAUGUCGUCAAAUAAUCGUGAAUGACACAGUUAUACUGUUGGUUGAAUUAGCCUUAAAUUUCAGGCGUACCAACAGCUCAAAGUGAGGUUACAACUAAUGCCUAGAGACAUUGAGUCCACUUUCCUUCGAGACAAGUUAAUCAAAUCUGAUCUAUCUCUAUGUCGACAGACAGGCGUUUACAUUGCGUUAGGUUAGGUUUCUUAUAAACACACGAGAAAAUCGUAAAAUUGAUUCCAUUCAAGUUACGUCUGGCCUGAGUCACAUAAGAAAGGCGCAUGCGGGAGCCUCGAAGCAAAGUGGAUCCAGUACCUCUAGACACUAGUGAGGUUAUGUUAUUUGUUUGUAUUCGAUCAGGUUCAGGGUGUAGUUUUGUGGAAGAUACAUGCACACUUACCUUCUCAACAGCAAAAUAUUAUGAAACAGAUGACAAAAGCUCCCUUUUCUUUUUGUUGCUGAACACUACACACUACACAAUGGGGUGGUUUCGUUCAACUGCAAAGGAAAGAGAUUAGUUAUUUUAAAUCGGUAACUUAUUUUAAUUUGAAAUUUUAUUUGAAGAAUAUGACGUCAUUUUGCGAAAAAUUUGGAAAAUCACUAAAUAUCUGUUGGGGUGGCAUAACUUAGCGAUAAGAUUCUAUAUAGUCAGUGGUUCCGCGUCCAUCGCUAGAGAUCGAGAUGCUAUCUCUCUCUCGCCGAACAUGAUUGACUCACAACUGGUUCCCUCUACAUAUACGUGACAGAGACAGCCAAUCACAUUCAGCAAGAGAGGGAUAGCAACCUAUAUAGCAGCUAUAUCUGCCUUGUAGCGUCCCAACCGUUGGUAGACUACCUCCAGUAGUAUAUGCUCGAAGCCUCCACUGGUACAGAAGCUUAUGAUAAAUUGAACCUUUUUGGCUAAUAUCCUUUAUUUUAAGAAAAUUCAAUUAAAAUCAAAACAUCAAAGAAUCGUCAAAUGUCAAAUUAAUAUGCUAAAUCGCCAUUUAACGACAAAAGGGUGGGAGUUACGCCUCUGUUGACGUCACUUUACUUUAUAUAGCCAGUUAAAUCCAUAUUAUUUUAACUAGUUGAAUUAACAUUUGAUAGGUGUGGCGAUAUUUGCCCAAAUAACAAAUUAACUAGCUGUUAGCUUUGUUAAUCUUUUAGUUUUCGCUCGAUAACGUCACGAUGCAUAUUUUAAUUUUUUCAUGUCUUAAAGGAGGUUAAAAUAAUAAACAAACUACGGUUCUCAUCUCUUUUAACCUGUUUUCAUUUUGUGAUAUACAUAAUGUAGUUAAAAAAUUUUAAAUACCCCAUUUUUAUUUGAUUAUUUAAAGUAAAUUAUAACUAGUCUCUUGUGCCAAAUGGAUCUAGUUAGGUUUUUCAGAAAUUAAAUAAAAAAUGUAAAGUAAAAAGCUUUUCAAAAUUUGAAUAUUCAUUAUAUUUAGUCGAACAUUUUGUCAAAUUAAUUGCGAACAAUUGGAUUUAUCUCAGAUAACAGAUUGGUCGCUUCUUUGCUAUGUUAUGCCUGAAAUUGGUGUAAACAUUAGAUAUACCAGACUAAAGAUUUCGUGUAGGGGGCAGCACAAUCUACGCCGCCAGAUCGAGUGCCACAAAAAGAGGCAAACUGUAACGUAAACUAUUAUAAUGGGGUAAUAAAAAUAACAAAGUAACAAAAAUCAGAUUUGUAUACGUCGAUUUUAACCGAAGUUCAAUAUUUGAAUAUAAAAUUAUUAGGUUCUGCUUGUUUUGAAGACUAGGAGAAAGAAAUCCAUUUUGCAAACGAGAAAAGUUGUGGUUUCCCCGAGAAAAUUUUUAAAAUUUAAACAGUAUUUGUAAGUAUUAACGUAACUUUUAGCACGAACGAAUAACUGAGGAUUGAAAGAUGAGAGAAUUAACAAACGAAAAAAAUAUCGCUGAAGUUAUUUUAUCGAAUUGGCUGUGAUUGGACUGGAACAAAAUUAAAAAAAAACGUACUGAAAUAUUUUUGUAACGCUGACUUUUUGUGGAUAGUUGUUGUACGGACACGAUAUAGGAUAAGCAAAGCGCGAACGUCGUUGAAAUAACCAGCCUCUCCAUUAUUUUUGUAGUUAGUUCAUAUUUUAACCUUUCAGGCAUGUCCCGAUACUAAAACUUGUCGCUGGCUCCCGGCCGUUACAUUCUUUCUGUAAUUUUUGGCUCUGUGAUAUGUUUCUGUUGACGUACUUCUAAAGAUUUUAUGAGUUCCCGCAAUGUAACGCCGUCGCAGUGACGAGCGGACGUAAAACGGCCUGCACUUAUAGGAUUCGAAGCCUUUUUAUAUUAUAAUCGGUGAAAGGGAUUUUUAUAUUAUACAUAUACAUAUUUGAACAUAGAAUAAUAUAUCUUUAUUUAUCUUUUAUUAUUUAAAUGCUUAAGCCAUAGAUAAAACGACGUUCCGUAGCACGUAAAGCGGGGUGGGGGUCGCGGCGGUGUGUCGAAAAAAAAAUGUGCAAUAAAUUCGCUCUUGGGGGGAGGCUAGCCUCAGUUCGGCCAAAUCUAGUCGAGCGGUUGCAAUAUUUAAAACUUGGAGAGAAUACCGUUUAUUCGAAACGCGGCGGGUUUGAAUUUUAACUUUAUUCCAUUGCACUUGACAUUUGACAGACGUUUGUCGCGCGAGUUUUAGGUUAUGAUGUUUCGAACUGGAGAUGGACGUUUGAUUGGUUCUAAAGGCUCUUAUUAAAAUACUUUUAAAAAAACAGUAAUAACGAGCGUUCAAAUAAAAACGUGGUCAAGUUGGUUCUGAA